AUGGCGCGCGCGACCGCGCGCGCGAUGGCAUCGUCCACGCGCGCGACGCCGCGACGAUGGGACAUCGCGUCGAGCGCGGCGCGCGUGGUGACAAUGGUGUUGGCGCUCGCGACGACGCGCUCGACCGUCGCGCGGGCGAGCGAGGAUGAAGCGACGGGAGAGAUGGAAGAAGAGUUGACCACGGCGUCGCUCGGGGGCGAGAGAGCGCGCGAGUGGGGCGUCGCGCGCGGUAUCGCGAGCUUGAACGCGAAGCCUUUGAAUUAUAGGGGGGCGCUCGAGGUCGCCGGCUUGGGAAGCGCGCAGCGCGCGAAUGGUGCCGGGUUCGACGUGACGUUGACGGAGUUUGAGCACUAUAUGAAGUUACACGGGAGAGAUAGGGCGGCGUACUGCCAGCGAAAGGAGGGAAACGCGAAGGGAGCGCGAACGUGCAGGCAGGCGCUCGCGGAGGCUGAAGAGAGUUUCCUACGUAACCGCCACACCGUGCGACAACACAACAAGGACUCGAGCAGCACUUACAAGUUGCGCCUGAACAAGUUUGCGGAUCGUGAUCCGGACGAGUUCCACGCGACGCAGUACAAGUAUCGCGCGCGACCGAUCACCGCGGAGCACGAGACGCAACUCGCAGCGAAGCGUGAUGCGCGCACGAGCGCAAACGAAAUGCAGUUGGGGAGCUCAGAAGGUCAGAAUCGAGCGCUCCCGAAGUCAUUCAACUGGGGUGAUGUCCCCAACGUAAUGGGACGUGUGCACAGUCAGAAACCGGACUGUGCCUCGUGUUGGGCGUACGUGACGACGGAUAUUCUCGAGUCUCUCAUGGUCAUUCACAACAUCUCAAACUCACACGAGGAGUUGGCGGUAGACGAGCUCAUCAACUGUGAUACUUACGACAGUGGGUGCGCCACUGGUAACAUGUUCACUGCCUUUGAGUGGAUCGAGACCGUGGGAGGUCUCUCUGGAAACGAUAAAUUUGCAUCUGUCCUUGCCGACGUCGGCAGCCGCCCAUUGAACUGGUUCACAUCUGAUGAGUUCAAGACAAAGGCGAGAAGUAAUGAGUUACAAGACGAAUUUGAGGCGAUGCCUGACCCUCACUUCGAAACGAUGCCGCAAACGAAACCGGGCGUGACGCUCGAGAAGAUUCAGGAGGCUGCGUGCUCGUCGGCCGUGCGGCCACAAAUUCCGCGAAAGGUGCAAGUACUUGGAUAUUGCGAGCUUUCGCUGAGCGGUGGUGAAAAGGAGCUGAUGUAUGCCCUCAUGAAGUCACCAGUCGCGAUCGGCGUGAAUGCGAACUCGAAGUUUCAGCUUUAUGACUCGGGCAUCUUGCGCAUGAAAGACUGUCCUCCAGCUUAUCAUACGGCAAAUACGAUGUACACAUCCAUCAAUCACGCCGUUUUGUUGACCGGAUGGGGCGAGGAAACGAUGCCGAAUGGAGAAAUUGUGAAGUAUUGGAAAUUGAAGAAUAGUUUUGGGUCUGAUUGGGGCGAGAAUGGUUACUUUCGUCUUGAACGAGGACCGCUGACAUCAGAAGGACUGGGCACAUGUGGUAUGUACUUUGAAAGCGUUUACCCAAUCCUCAAGUUACCGGGAGCGGAAAGGAAGUGUACGCCCGGCGCAUCUUUCCGAACAGACUACUACCGCGCUCUCAUGGCCGCGCACGCGCGAGCAGGCGCAUGGCGAAGUAUCACUCCCAACUCAAAAAUACCCAGUGUUGAGGAACGUGAUGGGAACGGGUACAUUCUCCUAUUCGGUGCGGUUAUGGUCACGGUGAUGACGUUAAUGAUCGCGUUUGUGACUCGCGUGAAUUCGUUGCGCAAAUCGUUGGAUCAUGAAGCGCGUGCGCCUCUUUUGCCGAACGAUGGAGCAAGUCACGUCUCGCAAAUUGUGUGA
Ostreococcus tauri is the source of this 1881-nucleotide messenger RNA. Its product is annotated as Peptidase C1A, papain C-terminal. Bases 1 to 1881 code for a protein of 626 amino acids. Lineage: Eukaryota; Viridiplantae; Chlorophyta; Mamiellophyceae; Mamiellales; Bathycoccaceae. The transcript has a single exon. The record is from RefSeq and is a predicted model, not a curated record. Gene Ontology annotation, cellular component: lysosome. Gene Ontology annotation, molecular function: cysteine-type endopeptidase activity.